This is a messenger RNA of Rubroshorea leprosula, 1153 nucleotides long. The record is from the annotation of a GenBank genome assembly. NCBI's taxonomy places the organism in Eukaryota, Viridiplantae, Streptophyta, Magnoliopsida, Malvales, Dipterocarpaceae.
AGAAUCAGAAAUACUAAUUCUCAGAUUGAAUCGAAACGAAAUUCAACAAUAAAACAGAAAGGAUAUCGAUUUUUCAUUGAAGCUCUUAGUAGUUGUAGCAAUGACUCUUCAAGCCACUUCCUGUAAUCUUGGAGGCAUUUCGUUUGUAUUCUCCACCCCCAGGAAGACCUCCAGCCGCCGCCGCCGCCCUUUGAUCCGAGCUCAGUUGGAACCGUCGGAGAAGUCUGUGGAAAUAAUGAGGAAAUUCUCGGAGCAGUAUGCUCGGAAGUCUGGAACGUAUUUCUGUAUGGAUAAGGGGGUGACUUCGGUUGUUAUUAAGGGAUUAGCUGAACACAAGGAUACAUUGGGAGCACCACUUUGCCCUUGCAGGCAUUAUGAUGAUAAGGCUGCUGAGGUAGGGCAGGGUUUUUGGAACUGCCCAUGUGUUCCCAUGAGAGAAAGGAAGGAGUGUCAUUGCAUGCUUUUCCUCACACCCGAUAAUGAUUUUGCUGGAAAAGAUCAGGUAGUACCACUUAUGUAAAUUAGUAAGUCUUUGCACAAUAGAUUGCUUUAAGUGUACAUUCUUUAAAGUUUUAUGAUAUAAUCAUACUGAUUUUGCAUUGGUUCUUGUCAACUUUUGAAGAAAAUUAGCUUUACUAGGUAGUUGUAGUUGUAGUUGUUGACUCUAGGUGUGAGCGUUUUUUUGUGAGGCAUCCAAAUUUGCAAUAAUGAGUUGGAAACUUCCAACUUCCAAGAGGAAAAGAACAGUUACAAAAUAGAAAUUGUUAAAAAGUUUUCUUUGUGUAUUAUUGUUUCAAUAACUGAUGCAUUUUUUAACUCUUACACACCCCAUAUACUUUUCCUUUCCAUGUUUUUCCUUUCCAUGCAGACCAUUACCUUUGAAGAAAUCAGGGAAACUACAGCCAACAUGUAAUGCUUGAUGUACUCACAUACACGAGCCAUCACUUGUCUUUGGCACAAAAGGAAGAAAAGGUGCUUAAAUUUAUAGCAACAAAUUUCCAAUUCUUAUGUACUUAACAUCUUUGAUGUGCCAUCGGUAACAUUUUUGUACAUUAUAGUUAUUUUACUUUCUAUGUCCUAUUCCUUCUUUCCUUGUAAGGCACAUCAAUUCUCACAAAAUCUUUUAAAUUUUCUAUAAAAUAAUUAUUUUAUG